This is a messenger RNA of Cryptococcus wingfieldii CBS 7118, 1785 nucleotides long. RefSeq lists its product as hypothetical. Bases 1 to 1785 code for a protein of 594 amino acids. Gene Ontology annotation, cellular component: mitochondrion; cytoplasm. Gene Ontology annotation, molecular function: lipoic acid binding; acetyltransferase activity. The record is from RefSeq and is a predicted model, not a curated record. Lineage: Eukaryota; Fungi; Basidiomycota; Tremellomycetes; Tremellales; Cryptococcaceae. The transcript has 5 exons.
AUGCUCAGAGUCAGUCAAUUUUGCAUUGAACGCCGCCCAGGCUGCCAUACUCGCCUCCCCAUCGUCCGCUCCCACCUUCGGCCUUCCGCCGCCGCCCGCAUUCCCAUCCCUCGCAACCCGCCACCGCCUGUGCGUCGACUUUUCCACACCACUCCUAUCCUUUUCGAAUUUUCUCCGUUCAAUCUCCACGAUGUCGGUGAAGGCAUAGUCGAGGUCGAGAUCGUUAAGUGGCAUGUGAAGGAAGGUCAAGAGGUGGAAGAGUUCGAUGCGCUUGUAGAGGUGCAGAGCGAUAAAUCAGUAGUGGAUCUCACCAGCCAUGCUACGGGUAAAGUAAGGAGUAUCAAUGGCGAGAUUGGGCAGAUGAUCAAGGUCGGCCAAACACUCUGCGUUAUCGAGACCGAUGAUCCCGUCGAGGAAGCUCAAGAGGAUGGGGCGUCGCCCAUACCAGAUCGAGUCAAUCAAGAAGCGAAUGCAGCUGGGCAAGGGCAAGAGUCGGGAGAAAAGUACACCAAGUCUCAUGAGAGUCCUGCUGUUGCCGAAGCAGAAGAGCUCAGCGAGGAGGUCGAGCGCGCGUCGGAGCCACACCCUUUUUCCCCUCCCAAGCCCUCCAAACCGCCCCGGAAGCAUCCUCUCGGUGACUCGCCCUCGCACGAGUACCUUCUCCAAGGCCAGGAUGCUGCUAUGGACGCUUCCGGCCCGGCACAGCUCUCUGGCGAAGCGGCCAUCCUCCCCUCCGCGCCCCGGCCUUCCGUACCGGCGCACGAUGGACCUGUACCCGAGAGACGAUCGAGAUCGGAAGAGAGGAAGAGAAUCGUGAAAGCGUCACCUGCUGUAAGGACACUGGCUGCCAAGAUGGGAGUAGAGUUGGAUGAUGUGAAGGCUACCGGGGAGGGCGGAAGGGUGACGAGAGAAGAUGUACAAGCCGCCGCGGGGUCUGCGGCGUCGGGGGAACCUAGAGGGGCUGAACAAGUAGCUGAGCAGGUGGUCACCCGAGUAGAUUUUGGAAGGACCAGAAAGAUCAUGUACAAGGCAUUGGGCGAGCAGGCGAAAGUGCCACACUUUGGCUAUUCCCAUACGCUCGACCUCACCAACCUCCUCCCUUACCUCCGUCAUUCUCCCCCAUCUACCGCCAAACCCGCGUACAUCGCCUCCGACAUCCCCUCAAAUCUUUCACAUGACCCCCUGGAGACUUUUGCCAGACCCAAGAAAUCAAACCUGCUGAGCUUUUUGGUCAAGGCGGCAGUGAUGGCUUUGGAGGAACAGCCAAUCUUGCGUUCUAGGGUGAAAGAGAGUGGUGGUGAUAGAUGGCUAGAGAUUAGUAGAUAUGGGACCAUUGGGGUGGCUGUUUCAGACCCUAAAUUGGGCCUCUUGACCCCCUCCCUGCCGCCUCUCUCUCCGUCUACCUCCCUCUCGGCUGUCUCUGGACACCUUCAGCACCUGCGCGAAACGGCCUCCCGCCCUUCCCCUCCACCCCAUCUGACCGUCUCUUCUGUCGGCGGUCUGGGCGAAGCAAGGGGAGCUAUGCCGGUCUUGCCGCCCGGUGACGGACUUGCCAUCUGUGCAGUGGGCAGAGCCAAAUGGGAGGUCGAGUGGAAAGCAGCCGAGGGGAAGGUCUUUGGCAAGUCGCCAGAGGAAGUAGCAGGAGGUGGGUUGAGGGCUGUCUUGAGAAUACCGGUUGGAUGGAGUGCGGAUCAUCGCGUGUUGGAGGGCGCAGAGCUCAUUGCAUUCACGGAGACUUGGAGAAAGUGCAUUGAAGAGCCUUGGCGAUGGCUCGAGCCUGAGUGA